Messenger RNA from Tauraco erythrolophus (red-crested turaco), 1363 nucleotides. The record is from RefSeq and is a predicted model, not a curated record. NCBI's taxonomy places the organism in Eukaryota, Metazoa, Chordata, Aves, Musophagiformes, Musophagidae.
GUUUCUCAUACAUGCGGAUGAAGUACCUUUUCCUCUCUUGGUUAGUAGUAUUUAUUGGCAGCUGGGUUACGUAUGUUCAGUACUCCACCUACACAGAACUAUGCAGAGGACAUGACUGUAGGAAAAUAAUAUGUGAUAAAUACAAGACUGGAGUUAUUGAUGGGUCAGCAUGUAGCAGUCUUUGUGCUAAAGAAACAUUGUAUUUUGGAAAAUGUUUGUCAACAAAGCCCAAUAAUCAGAUGUAUUUAGGAAUCUGGGGAAAUCUGCAAGGUGUUAUAAAAUGCCAGAUGGAAGAAGCUGCUCAACUUGAUUUUGGUACUGACCCGGAACCAAGGAAGGAAAUAGUCCUAUUUGAUAAACCAACAAGAGGAACCACUGUUGAGAAAUUCAAAGAAAUGGUAUAUGGUCUUUUUAAAGCAAAAUUGGGUGAACAAGGAAAUCUUUCAGAACUGGUUAAUCUCAUCUUAUCUUUUGCUGAUGGAAACAAAGAUGGUAGAGUUUCUUUGCCAGAGGCGAAAUCUGCAUGGGCGCUUCUGCAGCUAGAUGAGUUUUUGUUAAUGGUCAUCUUGCAAGAUAAAGAACAUACUCCCAAGUUGAUGGGAUUUUGUGGGGAUCUCUAUGUGACUGAAAGAGUUGAAUAUACCUCUCUGUAUGGAAUCAGCCUUCCAUGGAUUAUAGAACUUUUCAUUCCCUCUGGCUUCAGAAGAAGCAUGGACCAAUGGUUUACUCCAUCAUGGCCAAGAAAGGCAAAAAUAGCUAUAGGGCUUUUAGAAUUUGUGGAAGACAUUUUCCAUGGACCUUAUGGAAACUUUCUUAUGUGUGAUACAAGUGCCAAAAACUUGGGAUAUAAUGAUAAAUAUGAUUUGAAAAUGGUGGACAUGAGAAAAAUUGUGCCAGAAAUUAAUUUGAAGGAAAUAAUUAAAGAUCGUCAGUGUGAAUCAGAUUUGGACUGCAUUUAUGGUACAGACUGUAGAACUCUAUGUGACCAAAGCAAAAUGAGAUGUACCACAGAAGUAAUUCAGCCAAACUUGGCAAAAGCCUGUCAGCUACUGAAAGACUAUCUGCUUCGUGGUGCUCCAUCUGAUAUCCAUGAAGAACUAGAAAAACAACUGUACUUGUGUAUUGCCCUUAAAGCCACAGCAAACCAGAUGGAAAUGGAGCAUUCUUUAAUACUCAAUAACUUAAAAACCUUACUGUGGAAGAAAAUUUCCCAUACAAAUGAUUCUUAGCUUCUCCAACCGAAGAAGAGAAUAUUGAUGCCUGCCACUAGAGGUGGCCUACCACAUUUGAUAAAAACGAUCUGCAGCAUUUUCUAAAGAUGUUUCUUUACUCAGAUUUCAUCCAUGGCUCUUUAGCUCUUGCC